Molecule: messenger RNA, 7974 nt
Organism: Herpailurus yagouaroundi (jaguarundi)
Lineage: Eukaryota; Metazoa; Chordata; Mammalia; Carnivora; Felidae
Gene: JAKMIP2
Product: janus kinase and microtubule interacting protein 2
Exons: 22
Coding region: 416-2878 (820 amino acids)
Molecular function (GO): kinase binding; microtubule binding
Source: RefSeq, a predicted model, not a curated record
CUGGCUGCUUCUGAGCUCACCCCAUCCUCCGAGAGGGAGGAGGCCAAGUGGUGAUGCCGCUGCUCCUGUCGCCUCGACUGCUGAUGCUCUAGUGAGGCUGGAAGGGUGGUUCCUCUUCGCCCCGUCGCCAACCAGAGAGCGAGGGAAAAAAAUCCCACCGGCAGCUGCUGAUGUUGGGUUCGGAGGCUGCAUCCGACUCGGUCACAAGGAAAAUGGAUUCAGUUUGCAUCUCUCCCUCCUUUCAACAGCUUCUCCGGGUCUCAGCAUGGGCUUCCAGGGCAGCGGCUGAGGAGACCUUACCAAGGAGCACCACGCAGUAGAUGCUGAAACAUCGCCCCCAGGAGAAGAAGCAGUAACAUGGCAGCACCUGUUUGAAAGGAAUUAAAAAGCAGCAGACUCCCUUUAGAAAGGAACAAUGUCCAAGAAAGGGCGAAAUAAGGGCGAGAAGCCCGAAGCGCUCAUCGUCGCCCUUCAAGCUGCCAAUGAAGACCUCAGAACCAAGCUCACCGACAUCCAGAUAGAGCUGCAUCAGGAGAAGUCCAAGGUGUCUAAGCUUGAACGAGAGAAGACUCAAGAAGCAAAGAGGAUCCGUGAGCUGGAGCAGCGCAAGCACACGGUCCUGGUGACGGAACUCAAAGCCAAGCUCCACGAGGAGAAGAUGAAGGAGCUGCAGGCCGUGCGGGAGAAUCUCAUCAAGCAGCACGAGCAAGAAAUGUCAAGGACAGUGAAGCUGCGGGAUGGGGAGAUCCAGAGGCUCAAGUCGGCCCUGUGUGCUCUCCGGGACGGCAGCAGCGACAAAGUACGGACAGCGCUCACCAUCGAGGCCCGGGAGGAGGCCCGGAAACUGUUUGACGCGGAGCGCCUUAAGCUCCUACAGGAAAUUGCGGACCUGAAAACUGCCAAGAAGCAGGUGGACGAGGCUCUCAGCAAUAUGAUCCAAGCGGAUAAAAUAAAGGCUGGGGACCUAAGGAGCGAGCAUCAGUCCCACCAGGAAGCCAUCUCGAAGAUCAAGUGGGAGUCAGAGCGGGAUAUUCGGAGGCUGAUGGAUGAGAUUAAAGCCAAGGACAGGAUCAUCUUUUCCCUGGAAAAGGAACUGGAGACCCAAACCGGCUAUGUACAGAAACUGCAGCUGCAGAAGGAGGCUUUGGAUGAACAGCUCUUUCUGGUCAAGGAGGCCGAGUGCAACAUGAACAGUCCAAAACGAGAGAUUCCGGGAAGAGCAGGAGACGGCUCUGAGCACUGCGGCAGUCCUGAUUUGAGAAGAAAUCAAAAGAGAAUAGCUGAAUUGAAUGCCACCAUAAGAAAAUUAGAAGACAGGAAUACCUUGCUUGGAGAUGAACGAAAUGAACUGUUAAAACGUGUGCGAGAAACCGAAAAGCAAUGUAAACCCCUUCUGGAAAGGAACAAGUGCCUCGCCAAGAGAAACGAUGAACUGAUGGUGUCUUUGCAGCGCAUGGAAGAGAAGCUAAAAGCUGUGACAAAGGAAAAUUCAGAAAUGAGAGAAAAAAUAACAUCCCAUCCACCCUUGAAGAAAUUAAAAUCACUGAAUGACCUCGAUCAAGCUAAUGAAGAACAAGAGACAGAGUUUUUAAAACUUCAAGUCAUUGAGCAGCAGAACAUCAUUGAUGAGCUCACAAGGGACCGAGAAAAGCUCAUCCGUAGGAGAAAACAUAGAAGAAGUUCCAAGCCAAUUAAGAGGCCUGUUUUGGACCCAUUUAUUGGCUACGAUGAGGACUCCAUGGAUUCAGAGACGUCAUCUAUGGCAUCAUUUAGAACAGACCGAACACCAGCUACUCCUGAUGACGACUUGGAUGAAAGUUUAGCGGCUGAAGAAUCAGAGCUACGCUUUCGACAAUUAACAAAAGAAUACCAGGCCCUUCAGAGAGCAUAUGCCCUCCUACAGGAGCAGACUGGAGGUAUCAUCGAUGCUGAAAGAGAAGCCAAGGCUCAGGAACAGCUUCAAGCAGAGGUGCUAAGGUAUAAAGCCAAAAUUGAAGAUCUGGAAGCGACUCUGGCUCAAAAAGGGCAGGAUUCACACUGGGUAGAAGAUAAACAACUUUUCAUUAAGAGAAACCAGGAGCUUUUAGAAAAGAUAGAAAAACAGGAGGCAGAAAAUCACCGGUUGCAACAAGAACUACAGGAUGCCCGAGACCAGAAUGAGCUGCUGGAGUUUCGAAACCUAGAGCUAGAAGAAAGAGAGAGACGAUCCCCUCCAUUUAAUCUACAAAUUCACCCAUUCUCAGAUGGUGUGAGUGCUCUACAGAUCUACUGUAUGAAAGAAGGUGUCAAGGAUGUGAACAUCCCUGAUCUCAUAAAGCAGCUUGAUAUCUUGGGUGAUAAUGGGAACUUAAGAAAUGAAGAACAAGUGGCCAUAAUUCAGGCCAGCACUGUGCUGUCCCUGGCAGAAAAGUGGAUCCAGCAAAUCGAAGGAGCGGAGGCUGCCCUGCACCAGAAAAUGAUGGAAUUGGAAAGUGACAUGGAACAAUUCUGCAAAAUAAAAGGCUAUUUGGAGGAAGAACUAGAUUACAGAAAACAAGCUCUCGACCAAGCAUAUAUGAGAAUCCAGGAACUAGAAGCUACUUUGUACAAUGCUCUGCAGCAAGAAACCGUUAUCAAGUUUGGUGAAUUAUUAAGUGAAAAACAGCAAGAAGAGCUGAGAACAGCGGUAGAAAAGUUACGGCGGCAGAUGCUGAGGAAGAGCAGAGAGUAUGACUGUCAGAUUCUUCAGGAGCGAAUGGAGCUCUUACAGCAAGCCCAUCAGAGAAUUCGUGACUUAGAAGAUAAAACAGACAUCCAGAAAAGACAGAUAAAGGACUUAGAAGAAAAGUUUCUGUUUCUAUUCUUGUUCUUCUCUCUUGCCUUUAUUCUAUGGCCUUGAUGUCAAGGUGCCUCUUCAGGAACAGAGACAUCUACAGUGUGGAUGGGAAGAAAAGCAGUCUCCCGUUGGUCUUUCUGCAAAAGGUGAAGCUUGUGGAAUGCAUUCCACAGAUGACAGAGGAUCACAGUGAGCCCUAACUAAACUGGCAACGAGGCGAGGCAAAGGACCUCGGCAAAUGUAACAUAAGAAAUAAAAGCAGAUUUGAUGCUUCCCUGGCCUUCUGUCACAUCUGUGUUCCUCCACGAACAGACUGAUCUCAUUGCUAUCGAAAAUUAAGAAGACGAUGCUCUAAAUCACAAGCUCCCUGACGUAGUUCUUUUUCGAAUGCCAACGUCUAUAGGGAACACAGGCCAGAGAGCAUCUUUGAAUCCAUUUCUAAAAGACCGGUUUUCAAAUGGCUGCUUAAAAUGCCUGCAAAUAAAUAUGUUAUACGAUUUGAGUAAAAACACACAAUAGAGGCGAUAAGUAAACUUCUACCAACAGUUGAGUUUGCCACAGAGAUGUGAAUAUUAAAUAAAAUGAUGAUUAUUUUUUAAAGUAUCCUGAUAUGCCUAGAGCAUUCUGACCUCUUGUCAUUUAGACUGAUAACAUUUUUUCCCCCAGAGAGCUGACCACAGCAAGACAGCUCUACUUUUUUUAUACAGAAGCAACAUAUGUUAUGAUAAGGUCAUUUUCUACCAGAGGCAAUUAGAAGACUGGUACUUUUCCUAAGUUAUGUAAUACUUAGUCUUGGAUUCAGCUCUGAGAGCCAAUAAAUGUUCCUGAAACCUAAUUUUACACCUCAUUGACUGUAGAUAACAAAACAGCCUCAAUUUUUCAAAUUGUCAAGGUUUUAUUUACAGGGCUAGAUCUCCCAUGCCUAAAGAAUGUGUGUAGGGAACCAGAAACUCUUUCUAUGAAAUGCUACACAAAUCCUUCCAGACAUGAGUUCAGUAUCUUAUUCUUUGGUUUUAGCACUGGCAUUUUCAGAGCCAGAACAAUAACUGAAGAAUAGGCAAGAAAGGCUAGAAUGCUGGGGUUCCACUUUUUGUCCUCAUAUUUACUGCUGAUCCAGGUAUCUUUGGCCCAGUCACUUAACCUCUCUGUGCCUCAGUUUCCUCAUCUGCAAAAUGAGGUUAAAUGCUUUUUCAUAAAGUUGUUUUUUUUUUUUUUUUGCAAUUCUCAAACAAGAGGUGCUUAAAGUAGCACAAAGUGCUUUGUAAAAUUAUGACUGCUGUAUUAUCUGACUUUCUUAUAUUGUUGAGAAAGAGUCCCCUGUGUCAUAAAAUAGUGCUUCCAUCUGGUUAAAUCUAAGCACUGCAGCACUGAAGCUUUCCCAUCAAACUACCUGGGAUAUUGCUAGCAAUAAAGGUUGAGAGAUCCAGAGCCAGGAUCUCUGAUAACCUAUAGUAAAUAGAUCAUCUCAUGCUUUUGAACAAGAUAGAAGAAUAUCAUCUCACUGAUAAGCAUCUCCUAGCUCUCUCUAUUGCAUAUGCAUGCCAUGAUACCAAACUCCACUUUUAUCUUAGGAGAGCCAACUAUGAAAUUAAGGCUUGGAGUAAACUGAUAGUUAUCACAUAAUUAGUCUGAUUAUCCCUUUAAUUUGGGGAGAUGUACAGUAAUAUAUCCUACUGGGAAUAUAUAAAAUAUCCUUCUGCUGGAUUCUGUAUUCAACUAGGUAGUUUCUACACUAAAUAUGAACAGCACAUUCAUUGUGCAGACAAUGUAAAAGAAGGUGCCACUACCGUCUGUGACCCAGCCCUUUCAAGUCUCAGAAUAUGUGGAGGAGGAUAAAGUAUUCUUCCCUGUCUUUGACUUCUGUCUUCCGUUGCUCUUUCUUGGCCAUUCCAGGGUCCAUCUGAGCAAAUUCAUACUCCAUCUGCUAUAUCAUACCUACUUUCCUUCUCUUCAUCGUGCUUUUUCCACCAAGAAACUUUAUAUUAAAUUUUAUAUCUAAACACUGACUUUGGUUUAAAUGAUCAGAAACAUUUGUAAACUAGUGUGGCUUGAUCAUGUACCUUAUCUGUUAUAAAUCUGAUUGUGUCACACAGAAAAUCAUACAAGAGCAAUACAGGUAGGAUGACCAUCUAAGCAGCUUUUGAUGUUUUUAGGGUGAAUGCAGAAGGAGAGAUUCUUUGUUUAACAUUCAAGAGAUGAGCAAAGUUCUCUAGAUUUUAGGCUAAAUGGUGAUAUUUUACCAAGUCUUACUUCUGAUCCUCAUAAUUAACAUAUCUUUGAAUGAGGCUGAAUAUUUUGGUAGGUACAUCUCUCUGUUACUCAACAAUUACAAAAAAAAUUAACAAAAUUGUAAAUGUGUGUUUCACUCAUGGAUCCACAGAAAUGAGUUAUAUUUAAAUGAAUGCUUCCCUUGCAGAUAAUGUUUAGCAACAGUAAAGAGUGUCUCAUUAGUAAUGAAGAGGCUUACUGUGGCUGAACUUCUUACAGAGAGUACAUAAUCCCCACUUUGAUCUUUAAUUUCUGCAUCUUGACUCUCCUGACACAUUUGGCCAACGAGUUAGUAACAGAACAGCAUUCUUCAGGGCUCAUUUGCCUAAUCUUUCUUAGCAAAGUAUUCAUCUCUUGGAAAAUUAAACAUAACUUAUAAUAUUAAAAAAUAGUUUGCCCUAAAAUGAAAGUCCCACUCUGGCACAGUUAUCCAUGGCAGGAACAUUUUCAUGAGGAAGGAAAAACAAAAUCAAAAAUUAUUUGGCUAUACUAUCAAGCAUCUAUUACUAAUUUGACUGUCUAACCUUUUUUUUUGGUCACCCACAUUUUAUUUUAGGAAACACUAGAAUGUGCUGAAAAUAAGUAUCAGAUACCUUUUAACCUAUGUCAUAUAAAUGAAAUCAUUGCCAAUAGGGAGGUUGUAGAGGUGGAAGAAUAAAUUUUGCUUUGAUCUUUCUGCCAUUCACAAAUAAGCGUUCACAUAGGUUGCCUGGUUCUUCAGGAGGAUAGAAAUGAUGUAGAGGGCUCAUCAGUCAUCGCUGGAGUAGAAAGGGGACAUUCAUUCUCUGGUAAUAUAGAAGAUACAAUUUUGCCAAAUAAUUUUUGCUACAGUAUUUUUUGCAACUAAUUUUUGUUUAAAUCUUUGAUAAACUUGUUCCUUUUUGCGUAUUUAUUGUCGCCUUUUUCUGUAAACCCACUGUGUGAUUCACAUGUUCAAUGUCUUCAAUGUAAUUUGAAAGUUCAUUGUUUCAAAAUGAAGUGUUUUUUAAAAACUGCCUAGGUUUUCAUGGGAGCUGUAAAAAUAAUAUUUAUAAUUUGUGUUGAUGUUUGAAUAAUUGGAUCAUGUGUGUUAUGUUACAUCGAAAUAGAUGGACAGCAUAGCCAUUUUAUUUUCUAAAUAUUGCAUUUUUUUGAUCUGUCAAAGAGUGGCACUAUAUAUGUACAUAUAUACACAUAUAUACAGUAUACGUAUGGUGUAUGUAUACAAUGCAUUAUCUACUAUAUUGAAAAAGCUCAAUAUAACAUCUGAGAGAUCAGUAAUCAAAGCAAACCUUAGACGAUUAUUUAUGUCAUGAGUUCAUGCUUUCAGGAUGGGCCCGAGCCUUUCCUUAAGUGGACUUCUCCUUUCUAAAUGGAAAAACAGUAGGUCACAAGGUCUUAAAGGACAAAAGCUUCCAUUCUGUUCAACCGCCUUGUCACUUCUAUAUAAUAUAUUACCUUGAGACUGAAUUUCAGGUGUAUUGGCAAGAGGAUUCAGACAUAACAGAAGGGUGGAGUUGAUCCUGUGGUUUCAUUUUAGUACUGGGCCGGGCAGAUUCACAUUCCUUUGUUGCCUUUAAUUUGGUAGUUCAGUUCUUCCUAAAGAAACCUCUUGUUGAAGGUCCAAGUCCAAUGUUUAAUCAAGUUACUAAAGAUCUACUUCAAGGAGCAAUGUGACAAAAAUAGAAGGAUUAUAAUUUGCUAUAUUCAACCUAAUGUAUCAUACUCAGAGAUGCAGGUGACCGACUGGGUGAAGUUCCCUGAUUUUGUAUUUGUGUUCUCUCAUUGAGAUCUUUGCAUCCGUGCUUGUAUUUCCAUCCUUGUUAUGUCAAAGUUCUGUAGGAUGGAGGUGGUGUAGCUAAAGAAGUUUGUGUCCAACUUUGCCUACAAUCAAGAUUCUACAAACUUGCUAAAGUGUGGGUGAUGCAAUUUCCCAAAAGCACAUCUUCAGCAUACAGUAGUAACAGCAAUCACUUACCUUUGAUUGACAUCUCACAAAAUGUGCCUAUUUUCCCCCAUUAACUAUAGUAACUUCUUACAAUGAGACAGAUCAAAAUCCAAACACUUUUAUAAAUAUGUACAUAUAUGCGCAUAUAUAUUCUGUACAUAGUAUGAUGAUGUGAGCACUUACUAGAUGUGUACUUCUGUCCUAGGACUGAGGACUUCAGGAAGGGGUUUUUCUGAUGCUGCUAGGUAACUCAUAUUUGGGGUUAGCAUCUGGUGUCUGUGCUCUCCCCCUUCCCUGCCUCUUCUCCUUCCUCCCCUACCUUCAGUUCACUACCACGAUUCCCUGUUGUUGACUGAGGCAAAGAACACUGAUUGGUUUUCCAAUUACUCAGGCCGGGAACCAGCCUUGUAGUGAUGCCACUGGUUUUCUAGAAAGAGCAACAGAAAGUCCAGUAUGAUCUACAGCAUUAAUAUUAUCCCACAGUCCCAUUAUUUUUUCAGCUAAAAAUCUCGUUCCAAGAAGGGUUUAUGCGUGUUUUAACCUUCAAGAUACAAUUCUUUGGGGACUCAAGUAGAGAGCCAGUGUAUUUGAAUACAUGAUUCCCCAGAUGCCUACUGUACUAAUGUGGCCAGGGGACUAAUUUCUCAGAGCUUUCAUCCAAUCAACUGCCUCAUUUGGGGUUCUUUAUCUCAUCUCAUUAGCAUGACUCCAUAUAUUGGUUCAGUGCUUGUUUAUUAAUGCGAGAGAAAUACAAAUUGACUGAGUUUCACCAGGAUGAUCCCUCUGAAGUACACUGAACAUGUACAUGUAAUGUAUGUAUUACCGUAGAGAUGGGAAUCAAUUUAUUGUAUGUAAAGUUUUAUGAAUGGUUAUUUUAUAAUUUAUGUAUUUAAUAUAGGAAUCAAUGAGCUCUGGUGUUUUAGUUUAUAUAAAAAUAAAACAAGCUGCAUUUUUUAAAACUUUA